Talpa occidentalis (Iberian mole) is the source of this 385-nucleotide messenger RNA. Its product is annotated as ATP synthase subunit ATP5MPL, mitochondrial. NCBI's taxonomy places the organism in Eukaryota, Metazoa, Chordata, Mammalia, Eulipotyphla, Talpidae. Bases 68 to 250 code for a protein of 60 amino acids. The record is from RefSeq and is a predicted model, not a curated record. The transcript has a single exon. Gene Ontology annotation, cellular component: mitochondrion.
GUGACCUUCGCGAGUCGUUGGCGUGCGGGUCGGGCGGCCGCAGCCGUGGGUCGGGGUCGGCGCCGAGAUGUUUCAGAGCCUCAUUAAAAAUGUUUGGACCCCCAUGAAGCCCUACUAUACCCAGGUCUACCAGGAGAUCUGGGUAGGAAUGGGGCUGAUGAGCGUCAUCAUUUACAAGAUCAGGAGUGCUGAUAAAAGAAGUAAAGCUUUGAAAGGUCCGAGUCCCGCACCUGCCCACGGCCACCACUGACCGGCCCGCCGCAGCGCCAGGCCGAUGGAGCCGGCAGCGUGGGACGUCCCUGUGCCCUCGUCCAGCCCCGUCUCCUCCUUGACGUGAAUAAAUGUCCCUGUGAGACCGGCCAAAAAAAAAAAAAAAAAAAAGAAA